AUGGCAGGGGAAGAAGCAGCAACACCCAUCUCGGUGCAAGAACCCGGCAAGCCGGAACUCCACGAGACCACCGUCGUCGUUGUCGGCGACGCAGAAAAGCAGGCCACCACCACCACCGCCGAUGCCACGGCGAUGGCGUCCAGGCUCCAGCACCUCUCGCUGUCGGCGCAGACGAUCCACGCGGACGACUACCUCAACUCCCACCAGUCCGUCGCGCCGCCCAUGCAUGUCUCGACCACGUUCCGGUAUAAUCGGGACCCGGAUGAGCUGAGGCCGUGGGUGAAUGUUAAUCCCAACAACCCGCACGACUCGCACGUCUACUCCCGCGCCAGCGCCCCCAACACGACGCGCCUCGAGGCGGUCCUGACCUCCAUCCUGCACGGGCCGACGCUGACGUACUCCUCGGGGCUGUCGGCCUUCCACGCGCUCCUCGUCUUCCUCAACCCGCGGCGCGUGGCGAUCGCGGGGGGGUACCACGGGUGCCACGGGGUGGUGGCGCUGCUGUCGAAGCUGACGGGGCUGGAGGCGGUGGACCUCGAGGCGGAUGACCUCGGGGCGGCGGGGAUGCGCGCGGGCGACGUCGUGCACGUGGAGACGCCGGUGAACCCGACGGGCGAGGCGCGCGACCUGGCGGCGCACGUGCGCCGCGCGCGCAGCCUCGGGUGCACGGUCACGGUCGACGCGACGUUCGCGCCGCCGCCGCUGCUCGACCCGUUCGCCUGGGGCGUCGACGCCGUCAUGCACAGCGGCACCAAGUACUUCGGCGGCCACAGCGACAUGCUGUGCGGCGCGCUGGCCGUGCACCCGAGGCACGCCGGGUGGAUCGCGGGGCUGCGGGACGAGAGGCUGGUGCUGGGGUCCGUGAUGGGGAGCCUGGAGGGGUGGCUCGGGGUGCGGAGCCUGCGCACGCUGGAGGUGCGGGUGAGGAGGCAGAGCGAGGAUGCGGAGAAGCUGGUUCGGUGGCUCGCGGGGGAGGCGGCGGGGGGAGGAGGGGUGGUGGGGGAUCUGGUGGCGGAGGUCAAGCAUGCUUCUUUGCAGGCAGAUGCGCUGAGGCCACAAGCAGGAGGAGAGCCAGGGUGGCUGAAGCAGCAGAUGCCGAACGGCUUCGGCCCCGUGUUCGCGGUGUACAUGAAAAGCGCAGACGAGGCGCGCCGGCUGCCCAGCAAGCUCUCCCUGUUCCAGCACGCCACGAGCCUCGGCGGCGUCGAGAGCCUGGUCGAGUGGCGCGCCAUGACCGAUGCUACCGUUGACAGGAGACUCCUCCGCUUCAGCAUCGGGCUCGAGGGUUUCGAGGACUUGAAGGAGGACUUGGUACAGGGGUUCGAGGCGUUGCGGGCCGAGAGGACGGGAAAGGAGGGGGAAGGGGAAGCGGCGGGGACUGGUGCUACUAAUAUUCUUGGGGGGGUGUAG
Molecule: messenger RNA, 1410 nt
Organism: Hypoxylon fragiforme
Lineage: Eukaryota; Fungi; Ascomycota; Sordariomycetes; Xylariales; Hypoxylaceae
Product: cystathionine gamma-synthase
Exons: 2
Coding region: 1-1410 (469 amino acids)
Biological process (GO): transsulfuration
Cellular component (GO): cytoplasm
Molecular function (GO): pyridoxal phosphate binding; carbon-sulfur lyase activity
Source: RefSeq, a predicted model, not a curated record